AUGAGCAGAACUAAAUUCCCAACAUCGAUGAGCUCCUCUAAAAGGAAACAAGAGCAGAAGAAGGAUCAAGUGCCGUCUAGAAUGAUACAGACGUAUCUUUCCCGGAGUAUAGAAUCCAAAUCCAAAUAUACUAACAAACGGGUCGAAACGUAUAUAGGAAGCACAGGACAAAAGAAGUCUAUAAUUUUGAAAAAUGG
Plasmodium inui San Antonio 1 is the source of this 197-nucleotide messenger RNA. RefSeq lists its product as hypothetical. The annotation marks the transcript as partial. The transcript has a single exon. NCBI's taxonomy places the organism in Eukaryota, Apicomplexa, Aconoidasida, Haemosporida, Plasmodiidae. The record is from RefSeq and is a predicted model, not a curated record.